Rhinichthys klamathensis goyatoka is the source of this 3903-nucleotide messenger RNA. RefSeq names its product macrophage mannose receptor 1-like. The record is from RefSeq and is a predicted model, not a curated record. Lineage: Eukaryota; Metazoa; Chordata; Actinopteri; Cypriniformes; Leuciscidae. Bases 1 to 3903 code for a protein of 1300 amino acids. The transcript is spliced from 12 exons.
AUGGCGAUCCUGCAGAUCUUCCAAGCCGACCUUCUCCAUAAACUGGACGAGGAAGGACCGGGAGCGAUCUGCGUGGCGGAUUUGAGAAGCGCGACAGACCUCACUCUACGCGCUGCAAAGGCCGCUGCACAGGCCAUCGGGCGAAAUAUGGCCUCUCUUACCGUAGCUGAGAGAAACUUGUGGCUAACACUGUCUGAGAUGACGGAUGCUGAGCACUCCGUGUUCCUCAACACGCCCAUCUCGCCAGCGGGCCUCUACGGAUCUGCCGUCACAGAUUUCGUGGACAGAUUCGUCGAGGUUUUACAUGUGCUUAAUAUGUUUCCAGAGGCUAUGUUUCCAUUGCUUCUGUUAUCAGGUUUUAUCACCUUCACCUUGAGUGUCCCUCAGUAUGUCUUUGUGAAUGAAUCCAAGACUUGGGCAGAAGCUCAGAGAUACUGUAGAGAUAAAUACACUGAUCUGGCCUCCAUUGAGAAUGAACAACAGACGGUCCAGUUAUUGGAUACAGUGAAUGAUGAUUCCAUUGAUUUGGCCUGGAUUGGACUCUAUGAUGAUCUGAACAGUUGGAGAUGGACUCUAGAGGACAGUGAUUUCUUCAAGGAAGGAGGGAAAGACUUCAGGAACUGGCAUGAGCAAGGACAAAACUAUUAUGGAGGACAAAGUGUGUGUGUGUUUAUGCAGAAGGGGAUAUGGUAUACAACAAGCUGCUCCAAUGCAUUUUAUCCUACUGUCUGCUAUGAUGGAAGAGAAAACGCCAGUGAUACUUAUGUUUUUAUUUACCAGUCCAAAACCUGGACUGAGGCUCAGAGUUACUGCAGAAAACAUCACACAGACCUCGUCAGUAUCAGGAAUGAGACUGAAAACCAGAAGUUCCAGUAUUUAUUUCGGAAUUAUUAUUAUUAUUAUGUUUGGAUUGGACUGUACAGAACCAGAUCUUGGUCAGAUCAGAGCAACUCUUCAUUCAGUAACUGGACGACAGGACAGCCAGAUACUCCAGGAUCCUGCACUGUAGUCUCAUUCACCGACUCUGGGAAAUGGGCAGAUGAAAACUGCACUUAUGUAUUUCCUUUCUUUUGCUACACUGUGUCAUCUUUGAUAUCAUCACGCCAGUAUCACUUUGUGAAUGAGUCUAAGACCUGGACUGAAGCUCAGAGACACUGCAGAGAGAAUUACACUGAUCUGGCCACCAUUGAUAACAUGGAGGAAAUGAACAGUCUGAUAAACACAGUUAAUGGGAGUUACAAUGGCUCAGCCUGGAUUGGACAGUAUGAUGAUGUGAACAGCUGGAGAUGGUCAUUGGAAAACAAUGAUUUUUAUCAGGAAGGAGAGAGAGAUUUCAGGAACUGGUAUCAUGAACCAGACAACAGUGGGGGGAACCAGCUGUGUGUUUACAUGAAUUAUGAUGGAAAAUGGUAUGAUACAUCAUGUGACUACACACUGCAAUUCGUUUGCUUUGAUGGUAGAGUGAAUGCCACACAGAGUUACGUUGUAAUCUAUGACAGGAAAAUCUGGUCAGAGGCUCGUAGAUACUGCAGAGAUCAUUACACAGAUCUCGCCAAUGUGAGAAAUCAGACUGAGAACCAGAGGAUCCUUGAGACAGCAGGUGGAUAUGAAGUCUGGAUCGGACUGUACAGAAACAGGGUUUGGUCAAACGGUCAGAUGACCAAAUUUGAAGACUGGAGACCACAAAUUCCAUAUUCUUCACAGCAACCAGAUAAUGGUCGAUAUGGUUAUGACCAAUGGUUUUCUCAGCAAUGUACUGCAGUAUCAUUCAGCCAUUUAGGCCGAUGGACUGAUGAGAACUGCUUAUCCAGCAUGCCAUUCAUCUGCUUCAACAGAACCUGCACACAAUCUUCAUGCACCCAUCAGUAUCACUUUGUAAAUGAUUCAAAGACCUGGACUGAAGCUCAGAGACACUGCAGAGAGAAUUACACUGAUCUGGCCACCAUUGAUAACAUGGAGGAAAUGAACAGGCUCUUUAAAAUAAUACGUAGGACUUACUAUGGCAAAGCUUGGAUUGGUCUCUAUGAUGAUCUGAACAGCUGGAAAUGGUCUCUGGAUAAUGCAGCUUUAGAAGGAGGAUUUAAAAGCUGGUAUGUCCAGCAACCAGUGAACUCAGGUGGACAGAGUCUGUGUGUGCACAUGUCAUAUUAUUGGGGAAUAUGGCGUGAAAUCUCUUGUUACUAUACACUUCCAUUUGUUUGCUAUGAUGGAAAAGUGAAUGCUAGUACAAGUUACGUGUUUGUUUACCAGUACAAAAACUGGACUGAAGCUCAGAGUUACUGCAGAGAACAUCACACAGACCUCGUCAGUAUCAGGAAUGAGACUGAAAACCUCAAACUUCAGUCUUUAUUUCAGUAUUAUUCCGCUUUUUGGAUUGGAUUGUAUAGAACCAGAUCUUGGUCAGAUCAGAGCAACUCUUCAUUCAGUAACUGGAGGAUAGGGCAGCCAGAUAAUGCUGGAAACAGUGAAUACUGCACUGCAAUGUCAUUUAGAGACUCUGGGAGCUGGACAGAUGAAAACUGCAAUACUGCAUUAUCUUUCAUUUGCUACAGUGCAUUAGCAUCAUCCCGAGAGUAUCACUUUGUGAAUGAGUCUAAGACCUGGACUGAAGCUCAGAGACACUGCAGAGAGAAUUACACUGAUCUGGCCACCAUUGAUAACAUGGAGGAAAUGAACAGGCUGAUAAACACAGUUAAUGGGAGUUACAAUGGCUCAGCCUGGAUUGGACAGUAUGAUGAUGUGAACAGCUGGAGAUGGUCAUUGGAAAACAAUGAUUUCUAUCAGGAAGGAGAGAGAGAUUUCAGGAACUGGUAUCAUGAACCCAAUAAUGCACCGAAUGAACUGUGUGUUUACAUGGAUUAUAAUGGAAACUGGUUUGAUUCAUCAUGUGAAUAUUAUUACACAUUUGUUUGCUACAAUGGUAGAGAAAACGCCUCUCAGAAGUAUAACUGGGUAUAUGAGGGAAGGACCUGGACUGGAGCUCAGAGCUACUGCAAAGAGAAAUACACAGACCUGGCCAGUGUGAGAGAUGAGACAGAGCGUCAACAGAUACUGAGCAUUACACGUUAUAGCUAUGGAUAUUCUGUGUGGAUUGGUCUGCACAGACUCAGACUGUGGUCAGAUCAGAGCAGCUCUUCCUUCACAUAUUGGCUGCCAUAUACUCCAGGUGCUGGAACGAAUCAAGGAAAACGGAUGCUCAGUGCUCCUUGUGGCUCCGUUCUGGACGAACCAAGCUUGGUUCCCAGUCCUAAUGCAGCUGACGAGUGCUGCCCCAUGGCCAAUACCAACGAGGAAGGACCUCCUCUCUCAGGCCAAGGGCUCGAUUUGGCAUCCUCACCCGGAGCUAUGGUCCCUGCACGCAUGGGCCAUCAACGGGUACCCGCAAACCUCCCAGAGGGAGUAUUAAACACAAUCACGCAGGCCAGGGCGCCGUCCACUAGACGACUCUAUGCCGCGAAAUGGUCAGUGUUUGCUGGCUGGUGCAGAGUCCGAGGCUUUUCACCCCCAAACUGCGGGAUUACGGAAGUGCUCUCCUUCCUUCAGGGGCUGCUGGAUAAGGGUAUAACCCCAUCCACGCUUAAAGUUUAUGUGGCGGCCAUAGCUGAGUUUACAAAACCCGCGACUGGCCAGUCACUGGGGAAAAAUUAUCUGGUCAUCCACUUCUUAAAAGGAGCUAAGAGACUAAAUCCUACCAGACCCCCCUCAGUCCCCAUGUGGGACCUUUCCACAGUUCUGGAAGCCAUGAAAGGUGCCCCGUUUGAGCCGAUCCACCUGUCGAACAUGAAACACCUGUCAUUCAAGACAGCGUUUCUCAUAGCGCUCGCUUCAGUGAAGCGCAUAGGGGAUCUGCUAGCGCUCUCAACAGACCGAGCAGCUGUUCGUUUCGUUCAACGGACGUACUAA